AUGGCGAACGGGGGGCAUCGCGGCGUGGACGUGGCGCGGCGAUUGAUUUUCGAGGACUCGACGCGACGCGGGACGGGCGCGCGCGAUGGGAGCGCGCCGGGGACGCCGGAGAGGGAGGGGCGGGCGAGCGCGGGACGCGGCGCGAGCGCGGGACGGGCGAACGCGGGAUACAGCGAUCGGUACGUGCCGUCGAGGAGCGCGAGCGCGGGAUUUCGGGGUGAUUUUAGUAUGCUGGAGGCGUGCGCGAGCGUCGGGGUCGGGGCGACGGGAGGGGGUAGGGGUGAAGAGAUCGGCGGCGCGAGCGGCGGCGGCGGCGGACGAAUCGGUCGGGACGGACGCGGCGACGCCGAUCGGGGACGGGAGGGGGACGCGAAUCGCGAUGCUGAUAGCGCGGGCGCGCACAGGGGUGAUGGUGGUUCGGCGCGAGCGCACGAGCGCGAGGAUACGAGCGCGGCGUACGGGGCGUUGUUGCGAAGCGAGUUGCUCGGAGACGUGUGUCCGCCCGAGGCGUACGGCGUGACGCCGCCGGCGACGCCGAGCGCGGCGAGGUACCGACCGCGGACGCCGGCGACGCCGAUCGAUGGAUCGUCGUACUCGUACUCCACUCCCGGAAGGAACUUGUUCAAAUUUCGCGACGAUGGCUCGUUCGGGACGAUCGCUCGAGGCGAAUCGCCGUACGCGUUGAAUCCAGUCGGCGACGGCGACGGACCGCUCGGCAUGACGCUUUUAUCGCCGCGCCGCCGCGCGCCGCGAAAGAUCGCGCGUAGUCCGUUCAAAGUACUCGACGCGCCGGCGUUGCAGGACGAUUUCUACCUCAACCUCGUCGAUUGGAGUUCGAGCAACGUGUUAGCCGUCGGUUUGGGAACGUGCGUCUACCUGUGGAGCGCGUGCACUAGCAAG
This is a messenger RNA of Ostreococcus lucimarinus CCE9901, 900 nucleotides long. RefSeq lists its product with no specific name. Gene Ontology annotation, molecular function: ubiquitin ligase activator activity; anaphase-promoting complex binding; protein binding. The annotation marks the transcript as partial. Lineage: Eukaryota; Viridiplantae; Chlorophyta; Mamiellophyceae; Mamiellales; Bathycoccaceae. The record is from RefSeq and is a predicted model, not a curated record. The transcript has a single exon. Gene Ontology annotation, cellular component: anaphase-promoting complex. Gene Ontology annotation, biological process: positive regulation of anaphase-promoting complex-dependent catabolic process; positive regulation of ubiquitin protein ligase activity; anaphase-promoting complex-dependent catabolic process.